AAAAAAAAAAAAAAGCUCCACCACUGCACUGUUUCAAGUUCCCCUCUCCGGCUGAAACCCUGCCUGAUUUGUGGGCAAUGUUGGGGAUGUAGAAAAAAAAAAAGAAAAGGAAACCGGAGCAAAGAGAGCGUAAGGAAGGGAGAGAUAGAGAGACAACACUAACUGGGUAGCUAUGGAGAUAGUAGGUUUUCCUGGUUGCUUUCUUUGACAGGUGUCGAGUGGGAUAAAAUAAAGUGUGAGAACAGCCUCCAAGAUGUACGGCAAGGGUAAAGGAGCUGUGGUCCCCUCCGAUAGCCAAGCGAGAGAAAAGUUAGCGUUAUAUGUGUACGAGUACCUGCUACAUGUGGGAGCACAGAAGUCAGCACAGACCUUCCUGUCUGAGAUUCGAUGGGAGAAAAAUAUUACAUUAGGGGAGCCACCCGGAUUCCUUCAUUCGUGGUGGUGCGUAUUCUGGGAUUUGUAUUGUGCAGCUCCAGACCGAAGGGAGACGUGCGAACACUCCAGCGAGGCAAAGGCCUUCCAUGACUAUAGCGCGGCGGCGGCGCCGAGCCCGGUGAUGGGCAACAUGCCCCCCAACGACGCCAUGCCAGGUGGUCCCAUGCCUCCAGGCUUCUUCCAGGGACCACCCGGCUCUCAGCAGUCCCCUCACGCACAGCCCCCCCCACACAACCCCAGCAACCCCAUGAUGGGACCCCAUGGCCAGCCUUUCAUGUCGCCGCGGUAUCCAGGUGGUCCACGCCCCUCACUCCGAAUGCCAAAUCAGCCUGGGGGAAUCCCGGGAUCGCAGCCUCUCCUGCCAAACAGUUUGGACCCAACAAGACCGCAAGGACAUCCUAACAUGGGUGGACCGAUGAGAAUGAAUCCCCCCAGAGGAAUGGCCAUGGGCCCACAGAACUACGGAGGCAUGAGGCCUCCUCCCAACUCCAUGGGGGGUCCCAUGCCAGGAAUGAACAUGGGUCCUGGAGGAAGGGGGCCAUGGCCAGGACCUAAUGCUAACUCAAUAGCUUACUCCUCAUCAUCACCAGGAAACUAUGUGGGUCCACCGGGUGGAGGAGGUCCGCCUGGAACUCCCAUCAUGCCCAGCCCAGGUGAUUCAACCAACUCCAGUGAAAACAUCUACACAAUGAUGAAUCCCAUCGGACCUGGAGGCAACAGACCCAAUUUCCCUAUGGGACCGGGGCCUGAUGGGCCAAUGGGAGCUAUGGGAGCCAUGGAGCCACAUCACAUGAAUGGAUCACUAGGGUCUGGGGAUAUGGAUGGGUUGCCAAAGAGCUCUCCUAACAAUAUGGGAGGCAUGAACAAUCCUCCCGGGACGCCGCGGGACGACGGUGAAAUGGGCGGCAACUUUUUGAACCCAUUCCAAAGCGAAAGUUAUUCACCCAACAUGACGAUGAGUGUGUGAUUUUCUUUUUUUUUUUUUUCUUUUUAAUCUUUCUCCCCCAAUUUUUUGUGACUGCACCUGAUUUUUUUAUUUUUAUUUUUAUUUUUUUUUAUCAUUUUCUUCAAUCCUAACUUAACCUUCGGACUGACCCGCCUCUCCUCAUCGCACACACACCUUUUCUCACCUUUGCCCCCUCCCUCCUGACGGCGUCCAUCCUCCACCGCCCCCAACCCGCCCUCCGUCUUUCCUCUCCUCCCUUCGGGAACUGGUGCGGCCACGCAGCCUUCCGGGAGCGCCCUGGAGCAUGCUGGGACUCUAAUUAAGACGGGCCCUCCCGGAGCGUGCAAAAUGGUCGCCGGCGUGAGCAGGAAGCAGUCGCAGGGCAGCAGGAAGGGCCUCCUCUCCGACUCCGGCCCCAGCCUCCCCGGCUUUCUCUCGGGGUCCAGACAAUGAGCGAGGGGAUGGAGGAGACCGGAGAGCGCCGCCGUCCCUCAUGGACUCUCUUUGCAGCUGCUGGGAAUCUCAUCAACCGCAACGUUGGAUUUUUAUUUUAUUUUUUUAUCCGUCUUUACUGGUUUUUGUUUUUGCUCCCAACAGAUUCCACGGAGGGCCAUCAAUGUCCCUACAACAUUGUUGUUUUUUUUUCUGUACGUGUACAUUUGUAACAGAGUUGUUGUGAUGAUCAGUGAACAUGUUUUUCCAAAAUUCUUUUGUGUAUGUAAUGUAUCAUUGCUAUUUUUAUUUUUAUUUUAAUUGUAUUAUUAUUAUGAUAUUGCUAUCAUUUUAAGAUUAAGUUUUUUUUUUCGUUUGUUUUUAGGGGCACACUGUUUAAAUGAAGACAGCACAUGUGCAAAAACACACACACACACACACACACGCACACGAGUCUCAAAUACAGAUUCCUCUCAUUUAGAAUAUCGUUGGAAAGUUGAUUCAUAUCAGAAAUUCAAUUCAAAAUGUUAAAUUAAUCAGAGUUGAAUGUUGUAAGUGUAUAUUUAAGUUAGUGAUUAUAGCUGACGGCUGAUGAAAAUGUGAAAUGCGGUUUCCAACAAAAUUUGAAUGAAAACCAUCAAAGAAAAAAAAAGUUACUGAAAAGUUUUCCCGCUCAUUAAAACUUUAUAUGCACUCAGUACUUGACCCGGGCUCCUUUUGCACUAAUUUCUGCAUC
Molecule: messenger RNA, 2549 nt
Organism: Poecilia reticulata (guppy)
Lineage: Eukaryota; Metazoa; Chordata; Actinopteri; Cyprinodontiformes; Poeciliidae
Product: single-stranded DNA-binding protein 3
Biological process (GO): positive regulation of transcription by RNA polymerase II
Cellular component (GO): nucleus
Molecular function (GO): protein binding; single-stranded DNA binding
Source: RefSeq, a predicted model, not a curated record